Messenger RNA from Papilio polytes (common Mormon), 1269 nucleotides. It is a transcript of the gene Dpit47, whose product is annotated as tetratricopeptide repeat protein 4. The coding region runs from base 100 to 1242 and encodes 380 amino acids. Lineage: Eukaryota; Metazoa; Arthropoda; Insecta; Lepidoptera; Papilionidae. The record is from RefSeq and is a predicted model, not a curated record. Gene Ontology annotation, molecular function: Hsp90 protein binding. The transcript has 3 exons.
CAACUGUCAUUUUGACAAGAUGAUAAGAAACAGAACCACAUGCUUGUUUUGAUUUUGUUAUAUUCAGUUUUCUUAGAUUUUAAAGCAAUUUGAGUGAAAAUGGCCAUGAAUUCUGAAGUGGAUACGAAAAAAUCGAUGUCUGAUACGGAGCGGUUGGAAUUGUGUCAGAAAUUAGAUUCAGAGCUUGAUGAUUUUAUUAACAGUUUGGAAAGGAAAAGGUACACAGAAGGAUGGCCGGAAGACAGAUGGGAGGAAGAAAUGGAUAAGCAUCCAUUCUUUAUGAAGACCAAUCCUAGUGAUGAAAUGUCACCAUUGGCUGAAGGUUUGGCUAAACUGAAGUAUGAUCCAGAGGAAAAUACACCAUUAGAAUUAGCAAAUAAUUAUAAAGAAGAUGGCAAUUUUAAUUUUAAACACAAGAAUUACAGAUUAGCAAUAUUAGGGUACACAGAAGGUAUAAAAAUUAAAUCCAAUGAUCCUGAAAUUAAUGCAAGCUUGUACAAUAAUCGUGCUGCUUGUCACUGGCAUUUAAAAAAUUAUAGAUCAUCCUUAUAUGAUAGUGAACGAGCUUUAACAUUUAAUCCUGAACACACAAAAGCGAGACUACGGGCAGCUAAAUCCGCAUUCGAAAUCUCUAAAUAUGACAUCUGUAUACAACAUUGUGAGAAAUUAAAGAAUGAUAGAGAAGUUGUUGAAUUACUAAAUUUAGCUAAAAAGAAGAAGUUAAUCCAAGAAAGAGAUGAAAGGAAAAAGAAAAGGAGAGUUAAUAAGAAGGAUGAAGAAAGAGAUGCGAUUAUUAAAAUGAUUGUUGAACGUGGUAUUAGAGUUUCCAAUUGUGAUGAUGAAGAUGAUUUAGAUCUAUCUAAAUUAGAACCAUGUUUACCCGAUUCACAAGACUCUAUGGUACAUAUAGAAAAUGGGAUAUUAAAGUGGCCAGUUCUCUUAAUGUAUCCAGAAUAUCAAAUGACAGAUGUAGUUAAAGGUUGUCCAGAAAAUAUUUCUUUGUUGAGCCAAUUGGAACAAUUGUUCCCUGCGCCUUGGGAUGUAAAUAAUAAAUACAGUAUUAAUACUGUUAAUGUAUAUUUUGAAGGUUAUGAUAAAAUGCCUCAUGUGAUUGACCCGAAGAAGGAUUUAGGUGAUUUGUUAGUGACUAAAUAUUUUGAAUUAAAAGCGGGUACACCUGCGUUCUUUAUUUUGCCUCGAGGAAGUGUAAUUGAAAGUAGAUUUUUGGAGAGUUAUUUAUAGUAUAAUAUAAUUUUAUAAAGACAGUUA